Zerene cesonia (dogface butterfly) is the source of this 5854-nucleotide messenger RNA. RefSeq names its product myosin heavy chain, muscle (gene Mhc). The record is from RefSeq and is a predicted model, not a curated record. NCBI's taxonomy places the organism in Eukaryota, Metazoa, Arthropoda, Insecta, Lepidoptera, Pieridae. The coding region runs from base 166 to 5754 and encodes 1862 amino acids. Gene Ontology annotation, molecular function: ATP binding; cytoskeletal motor activity; actin filament binding. Gene Ontology annotation, cellular component: myosin complex. The transcript is spliced from 26 exons.
CAUCCGCCUAAAAUGGGGUGAUCGGGCCGCCGGUAUAGCGGUGUCGUAUUGCCGGUAUAAAAAGCGACGAGGCGCCCCGCCGCCGGUCAGAACGGCUUCUAAACGAAGGCUCCAGGGCUCUGUUCUCGUGUCUCGACUAGCCCAAAGUCUCGUUAGCCCUCCGAAAUGCCGAAGCCAAUUGUUCAAGAGGGCGAGGACCCCGAUCCGACCCCAUACCUGUUCGUGUCACUCGAACAAAAGCGUAUCGACCAGAGCAAGCCCUACGAUGGUAAGAAGGCUUGCUGGGUGCCGGACGAGAAGGAGGGCUUCGUACAGGGUGAAAUUAAGGCCACCAAGGGCGACCUGGUGACCGUCAACCUCCCUGGAGGCGAGACCAAAGACUUCAAGAAGGACCUUGUAUCUCAAGUCAACCCGCCUAAAUACGAAAAAUGUGAGGAUAUGUCCAACUUGACAUACCUCAACGACGCUUCGGUUUUGUAUAACUUGAAGCAGAGAUAUUACCAUAAGCUCAUUUACACUUACUCGGGUCUCUUCUGUGUGGCUAUCAACCCUUACAAGAGGUUCCCCGUGUACACGACACGAUGCGCCAAGCUGUACCGUGGCAAGCGUCGUUCGGAAGUGCCGCCCCACAUUUUCGCCAUUUCCGACGGUGCCUACGUCAACAUGUUAACCAACCACGAGAAUCAAUCUAUGUUGAUUACCGGUGAGUCUGGUGCUGGUAAGACUGAGAACACGAAGAAGGUAAUUGCGUACUUCGCCACCGUUGGUGCCUCCCAGAAGAAGGACCCCAGCCAGGAGAAGAAGGGCUCCCUGGAAGACCAGGUCGUGCAAACUAACCCUGUACUUGAAGCCUUCGGUAACGCCAAGACCGUCCGUAACGACAACUCUUCCCGUUUCGGUAAAUUCAUCCGCAUCCACUUCGGCCCCUCUGGAAAACUGGCUGGUGCUGACAUUGAAACUUAUCUGCUGGAGAAGGCCCGUGUCAUCUCCCAACAGGCUCUUGAGCGUUCCUACCACAUCUUCUACCAGAUGAUGUCUGGCUCCGUCCCCGGACUUAAGGACAUGUGUUUGCUGUCAAACGACGUAUAUGAUUAUCACAUCGUAUCACAAGGAAAAACUACAAUCCCCAACGUUGAUGAUGGAGAGGAAUGUACUUUGACCGACCAAGCCUUCGACAUCCUUGGUUUCACCCAAGAAGAGAAGGACAACGUAUACAAGAUCACCGCCGCUGUCAUGCACAUGGGUUGCAUGAAGUUCAAGCAGAGGGGUCGUGAGGAACAGGCUGAGGCCGAUGGUACUGAGGAAGGUGAACGUGUUGCCAAGCUCCUCGGUGUCGACUGCCCCGACCUAUACAAGAACUUGUUGAAGCCCCGCAUCAAGGUCGGAAACGAGUUCGUGACCCAGGGUCGUAACAAGGACCAGGUCACCAACUCCGUCGGUGCCCUCUGCAAGGGUGUCUUCGACCGUCUCUUCAAGUGGCUGGUCAAGAAGUGUAACGAGACUCUGGACACCAAGCAAAAGAGACAGCACUUCAUUGGUGUACUGGAUAUUGCUGGUUUCGAAAUCUUCGACUUCAAUGGUUUUGAACAACUCUGCAUUAAUUUCACCAACGAGAAACUGCAGCAGUUCUUUAACCACCAUAUGUUCGUACUGGAACAAGAAGAAUACCAGCGCGAAGGCAUCGAGUGGACUUUCAUUGACUUUGGCAUGGAUCUCCAACAUUGCAUUGACCUUAUUGAAAAGCCCAUGGGUAUCCUCUCCAUCCUUGAGGAAGAGUCUAUGUUCCCCAAAGCCACCGACCAGACCUUCGUUGAGAAGUUGAACAACAACCACUUGGGCAAGUCUGCUCCUUACCUGAAGCCCAAGCCCCCCAAGCCCGGUUGCCAAGCCGCUCACUUCGCCAUUGGUCACUACGCCGGUAAUGUCGGUUACAACAUCACCGGAUGGCUGGAGAAGAACAAGGACCCCCUUAACGACACCGUGGUUGACCAGUUCAAGAAGGGAUCCAACAAACUGUUGGUUGAGAUCUUCGCUGACCACCCUGGUCAAUCUGGUGAUGGUGGUGCUGCUGCUGGUGGCAAGGGCGGUCGCGGUAAGAAGGGCGGUGGUUUCGCUACUGUCUCCUCUGCUUACAGGGAGCAACUUAACAACUUGAUGACCACUCUGAGAUCCACCCAACCUCACUUCGUACGUUGUAUCAUCCCCAACGAGUUGAAGCAGGCUGGUCUCAUCGAUUCCCACCUUGUGAUGCACCAGCUCACCUGUAACGGUGUGCUUGAGGGUAUCCGUAUUUGCCGUAAAGGUUUCCCCAACAGGAUGGUCUACCCUGACUUCAAGCUCCGAUACAAAAUUCUGUGCCCGAACCUGAUUAAAGAGCCUAUGUCACCGGAGAAAGCCACCGAGAAAAUUCUCGAACAAACCGGCUUGGAUUCGGAGUCUUUCAGGCUCGGAAAGACAAAGGUAUUCUUCCGCGCCGGUGUCUUGGGUCAGAUGGAAGAGUUACGUGACGACAGGUUGUCCAAGAUUGUGUCUUGGCUCCAGUCUUACAUCCGUGGUUACUUGUCCCGCAAGGAGUACAAGAGGCUGCAGGAACAGAGAAUCGCUCUCCAAGUUGUCCAGCGCAACUUGCGCAAGUACUUGCAGCUCCGCACCUGGCCAUGGUGGAAACUGUGGCAGAAGGUCAAGCCCCUUCUCAACGUCACCCGUAUCGAGGAUGAGAUCGCGAAACUCGAGGAGAAGGCACAGAAGGCCCAGGAGGCUUUCGAGAAGGAAGAGAAACUCCGCAAGGAAGUUGAGGCCCUCAACGCCAAGCUCCUUGAGGAGAAGCAAGCUCUUCUGGCUAACCUCGAGGGAGAGAAGGGAACCCUAUCUGAAAUUCAGGACCGCGCCAACAAACUCCAAGCGCAAAAGUCCGACCUCGAGAACCAACUUAGGGACACUCAAGACCGCCUCACUCAAGAAGAGGAUGCCCGCAACCAACUCUUCCAAGCUAAGAAGAAGUUGGAGCAGGAAAUCUCUGGCCUCAAGAAGGAUGUCGAGGACCUCGAACUUUCCGUCCAGAAGUCUGAACAAGACAAGGCCACCAAGGACCAUCAAAUCCGCAACUUGAACGAUGAGAUCGCCCACCAGGACGAACUCAUCAACAAGUUGAACAAGGAGAAGAAGUUGCAGGGUGAGAGCAACCAGAAGACUUCUGAGGAGCUCCAAGCUGCCGAGGACAAGGUCAACCACCUCAACAAGGUCAAGCAAAAGCUCGAGCAGACCCUCGACGAGCUUGAGGACUCCUUGGAGCGUGAGAAGAAACUCCGCGGUGACGUCGAGAAGCAGAGGAGGAAGGUUGAGGGUGACCUCAAGCUUACCCAGGAAGCCGUCGCCGACCUCGAGCGCAACAAGAAGGAACUCGAACAGACCAUCCAACGCAAGGACAAGGAAAUCUCAUCUCUCACCGCCAAGCUCGAAGACGAACAAUCUCUGGUCAGCAAGCUCCAGAAACAGAUCAAGGAACUGCAAGCCCGUAUCGAAGAAUUGGAAGAGGAAGUCGAAUCCGAACGCCAGGCCCGCGCUAAGGCUGAGAAGCAACGCGCAGACCUCGCCCGCGAGCUCGAAGAGUUGGGUGAGCGUCUUGAGGAGGCCGGUGGUGCCACCUCCGCUCAGAUUGAGCUGAACAAGAAGCGUGAGGCUGAGCUUAGCAAGCUCCGCCGCGACUUGGAAGAGGCCAACAUCCAACACGAGUCCACCCUCGCCAACCUCCGCAAGAAGCACAACGAUGCCGUCGCUGAGAUGGGUGAGCAGCUCGACCAGCUCAACAAGCUUAAGGCUAAGGCUGAGAAAGAGCGCUCUCAAUACUUUAGCGAAGUCAAUGACCUUCGUGCCGGUCUCGACCACUUGUCCAACGAAAAGGCUGCCCAGGAGAAGAUCGUCAAGCAACUUCAACACCAACUCAACGAAGUCCAGAGCAAGGCUGAUGAGGCUAACCGCACUCUUAACGACCUUGACGCUGCCAAGAAGAAGCUGUCCAUCGAGAACUCUGACCUGCUCCGCCAAUUGGAGGAGGCUGAGUCCCAAGUAUCACAGCUGUCCAAGAUCAAGGUGUCCCUCACCACCCAAUUGGAGGACACCAAGAGGCUUGCCGACGAAGAAGCAAGGGAACGCGCUACCCUUCUUGGCAAGUUCCGCAACUUGGAACACGACCUGGACAACAUCCGCGAACAAGUGGAAGAGGAAGCUGAAGGCAAGGCUGAUCUCCAGCGCCAACUCUCGAAGGCCAACGCCGAGGCCCAAUUGUGGCGCUCCAAGUACGAGUCCGAGGGUGUUGCUCGCUCCGAGGAACUCGAGGAGGCCAAGCGCAAGCUCCAGGCCCGCCUUGCCGAAGCCGAGGAGACCAUUGAAUCCCUCAACCAGAAGGUUGUUGCUCUCGAAAAGACCAAGCAACGCCUUGCUACUGAAGUCGAGGACUUGCAACUCGAGGUCGACAGAGCCACCGCUAUCGCUAACGCCGCUGAAAAGAAACAGAAGGCGUUCGACAAGAUCAUUGGUGAAUGGAAACUCAAGGUUGACGACCUCGCUGCUGAACUUGACGCCAGCCAGAAGGAAUGCCGCAACUACUCAACUGAAUUGUUCCGCCUUAAGGGUGCCUACGAGGAAGGUCAAGAACAACUCGAGGCUGUCCGCCGUGAAAACAAGAACCUCGCUGAUGAAGUCAAGGACUUGCUUGACCAGAUCGGUGAAGGUGGCCGCAACAUCCAUGAAAUCGAGAAGGCUAGGAAGCGCCUUGAAGCCGAGAAGGACGAGCUCCAGGCCGCUCUUGAAGAGGCUGAGGCUGCUCUUGAACAAGAAGAAAACAAGGUCCUGCGUGCUCAACUCGAGCUGUCUCAGGUCAGACAAGAAAUCGACAGGAGGAUCCAAGAGAAGGAAGAGGAAUUCGAAAAAUCUCGUACUCUUCUGGAACAGGCCGACCGUGCCCGCCGCCAAGCUGAACAGGAACUUGGUGACGCCCACGAACAGCUCAACGAACUGUCCGCCCAGAGCGCUUCUCUGUCCGCUGCCAAGAGGAAACUUGAAUCCGAGUUGCAGACCCUGCACUCUGACCUCGACGAGCUCCUCAAUGAGGCUAAGAACUCUGAGGAGAAGGCGAAGAAGGCCAUGGUUGACGCUGCCAGACUGGCUGACGAACUCCGUGCUGAACAAGAACACGCUCAGACCCAGGAGAAACUCCGCAAGGCCCUUGAACAACAAAUCAAGGAACUGCAAGUCAGGCUCGACGAGGCUGAGGCCAACGCACUCAAGGGAGGCAAGAAGGCCAUCCAGAAACUCGAACAGAGGGUACGAGAACUCGAAAACGAGUUGGACGGUGAACAGAGGAGACACGCUGACGCCCAGAAGAACCUCCGCAAGGCCGAGAGGCGCAUCAAGGAAUUGACGUUCCAGGCUGAGGAGGACCGCAAGAACCACGAGCGUAUGCAAGACCUCGUUGACAAGCUGCAACAGAAGAUCAAGACAUACAAGAGGCAGAUCGAGGAAGCCGAAGAAAUCGCCGCCCUCAACUUGGCUAAGUUCCGCAAGGCACAGCAAGAGUUGGAGGAGGCUGAGGAGAGGGCAGACCUCGCCGAGCAGGCCAUCAGCAAAUUCCGCGGCAAGGGACGUGCGGGAUCCGCUGCGAGAGGAGUCAGUCCGGCGCCCCCACGUUCGCGCCCCGCCCUUGACGGUUUCGGCACCUUCCCACCAAGGUUCGAUCUGGCGCCCGAAGAUUUCUAAACGUUCCAAUAAACAAAGAAUAAACGGACUGUAAAUGUUUACAAUAACACCAGUGUAUUCGCGUGAACGAUGUACUGUUAGGACUUGUAAAGAACAAAAA